Gopherus flavomarginatus (Mexican gopher tortoise) is the source of this 3607-nucleotide messenger RNA. RefSeq names its product hydroxysteroid 11-beta-dehydrogenase 1-like protein B. Gene Ontology annotation, cellular component: intracellular membrane-bounded organelle. Gene Ontology annotation, molecular function: oxidoreductase activity. The coding region runs from base 2414 to 3532 and encodes 372 amino acids. NCBI's taxonomy places the organism in Eukaryota, Metazoa, Chordata, Testudines, Testudinidae. The transcript is spliced from 6 exons. The record is from RefSeq and is a predicted model, not a curated record.
CACAUAAAAAAGUGAAACACAGCCACAAUAUAUUAGUGCAUCAUUAGAGCUUAGUAUAGUCUAGAGAGCAUAAUUUUCAAAAAGCUGGAGAAAAAUGUACAUAUUUACUAUUUGUGCACGUGAUAGCUAGUAAGACUCACAGCUAGCGCUUGGCAUGUGCAGAUACCCAAAGUGCAAGUGAAACCUCAGUAACUACCUAUGCAUUUUUGCUAAUAGCUUUGCAAAUUAGACCCACUGCAUUUUAAAAUAAUGUCACACCAUCUGCAGAGGCCCCAGCGAGGGGAAUAGUUAUAAGGGCCAACAGCUGUCAUGCUUCAAGGCAUUACCUGAGCACCUGAAUUCUCCUUGGCAACGAUACAGUAUCAGAUGUUAAGUACAUUAUGGCCAAUAGGGUUUUGCACCUCCUAUGGUUAGCGACAGGAUACCAGAUUAGAUGGGCUAUUGGUCCAUUCUUGCCUGCUGGCAUUUAUGUCCUACAAGCUUGAGCAUCCCUCUGUAGUGGCAAGCACAGGGUGCUGUGUACAGGCUUCAGACUUGCUUCUCUGCAUCUCUCUCAAGCAUGGCAAUCCAAACAACUCAGCCAGCUUUCCUUGCUCACACAACUGAACCAUCUCCCUGCUGUGGGUGCUUGAGCCAGUUUAAUCUCAGGAUGGACUGGACCAGCAUUUGCCAUAUUUCUUAAUCUCUUCUUUACAGCAGACCCGCAACAGAAAGGCUGCAAUUGCAGUCCAGGCAGUUCUGAUGUGCCCAUCAUUUUAGCAUCAAGGCUCUGUUAUAACUAGCAUUCAGUGAAUUCUGUCUGACCUGGGAGCCAAACUCUCCAGCUUCCCUUUCUUAUAGCCAGUGAUCACUGCCAAGCAGGAGAGCAUUACUGGACCUUUCUAUUACUCCAUUAUGGUGGGGAACCAGUGAGAGAAAAAUCCUGUGAAGUGCCAUACAUGAGGGAAGAUUUAGACCCACUCUGGUCUCUGAGGGAGGCAAUGGCUUUCCACUGACAAUGUUCUCCAUGUUCCUCUGGCUCAAUGGAUCUCUCUGCCAUAAGGGUAAAAGCUUAUCUGUGCAGGAGACAGAACUUUCUCAGGAGCUGGUCCAAGACUAUGAAAUUAACUCCCUCAGGAACUAAGAUCCAUAACAAGUCACACCACCUUGCACUCCAACUGCAAGGUGUAUUUCUUUCACCUGCCUUCUCUAACAAAUGUAUAGCAACAUGUAUAGUUAUUUAAAAAAAAAAACUGCUAAAGCAAGACACCAAUGCAUACAUUUCUCCCUGUGGAGAGAGGAUGAGAGACCAAACAACAUAUGGCAGACAUUAAUCAUGUUGCUUAAUGCACAAUUGGAGGGCACUCAGAUACUAUGCUGAUGAGCAUGGUACAAGAACAUAUAUAGUACUGUUUAGUGAUGCUCCCUACCAGCUAGUCAGGAUGGAGAAGCUGUCUCCAAUGUUCUUUGGGUCUCACCCUAACCCACCAUCCCUCAAAACGCUCAUAUUGACAAGGGACAGUAAGAGGACAUUCAAAUGGCUGCUAAUGGUCUGCAGCAGCUUCCAGAGUCUGCUCUCCCACAACAAAGGUGAGUAACUUUCUCCCUAAACAGCAGCCAAUUAACAUCUUCCAUGUAGUUCAAGCCAGAACAGUUGGAUGCAGCUCAGAAGAGAUGGCACCAUAUGCGGUGCACUGUGCAAAAGGGGAUCUGGGUUAAACGAUAAAUCUCUGCCCUAGCACAUACCUAGUCUAGUGCAAACUGAUGGCAGGAGGGAGGUGAUGCAAUGCUCCAAUGUGAGGCUGGUGAGAGAAAUCAGACAGUGGCAUAGGCUGAAAUCAGACUGUGACCUUCACUGGUUUAGCACUUGGAUGUGAAAGAGCCUGCUGGGUUUAAUGAUUCACUCCAGUAUCUAUCACAGAGCUGAUACAAUGGCUGCAAUCAGGCUUCUCCUCUCACUCCUUGCUGGCCUAUGUGCUUAUUAUUUCUACAGCCAGGAAACCCUAUCUGCAGGUAAGCAAAGCAGGACGGGCUCCCAGGGAAUUCACACCCCAGGCACAGAAGAGGGCUAGGGCUGACUCCCUGUUACAGAUCAGAUCCUUCACUGAUUGCCAAAAAAUGAGUUGAAAUCAGGACGGAGGUUAGUCCCCUUUUGUGGCACUCUCACAGCUCAAUGCAAAGGGAAACGAUGACUCCCAUUUGCUGACUACUGACAGCAUCCAAAGCAAUUGAAAAAUCCUUUCUAAAACUAAGCUAGAUCUAUGACAAUGAUCUAUUUAAGAGGCAUAUAAAAAGUUGGAGCUGAAAAACAAGAGGUGAACAAAGAGAAGGGCAAGUGUAAAAGGGGGUAAUGAAGCAGGGUGCGUGUGGCUCAGUCUCCACUGUAAGGGGAACCACUCCAAUGAGUUUAGCAAAUGCAAAAUGGUGACAGGAAAUGAGCCCCAACGAUGCCCUAAGAGAAGCCAGAUACUUCACUACAGACGUGUUAUCACAAUGGAAGCCUUGUGGCUGCAGCAGAAGAUUUCCUCCAGGUGGUGACAAAGGAGAAACGCUGGUUCUGAGUAGCAAGGAAAGACCAGGACUUGGGAGAAACUUGUUUCAGAGGCUGGGGAACCCAAAUAUCAGGAAAGGGAGAAAAUACCUCUUUUUAAAAGGAGCCACUGAGAGAACCAACUUUCUGGUGCUUGCCAUGAGCUCCCUCUGGGGACUGGGAACUAUCACAGGAGCGAUGUGUUUGGGGAACAUGCUUUCUGUAAUAGCAGAAAUGGUGCAAGGGAAGCGUGUGCUGGUCACUGGUUCGAGCACUGGGAUUGGGGAACAAAUAGCCUAUGAGUUUGCACGAAUGGGAGCGCACCUGCUCCUCACUGCCAGGAGGGAGAAGCAGCUCAAGGAGGUGGCACAGAAGUGUCUGGAACUGGGAGCGAGUUCUGCCAGGCAUGUGGUGUCCGACAUGAACAACUUGACUUCAGCCCAGAAUGUCAUUGAAGAAGCCAGAAACAAACUGAGGGGUCUCGACUACCUGGUUUUGAACCAUGUUGGGGGGAGUGGCCGGUUUGGGCCAUUCCAAGGAGACAUGGCAGCAGUGACCAGCUCCAUGACUGUCAACUUCUUGAGCUACGUCCAGCUGACAGUUUCUGCAAUGACCAUGCUGCAGGAGUCUCAGGGCAGCAUCAUUGUCAUCUCAUCCCUGAGUGGUCGGAUAGGAGCCCCAUUCACCCUCUCAUACAGUGCAGCCAAGUUUGCUCUGGAAGGAUUCUACAGCUCGUUACGCAGGGAGCUGCGGCUUCGGGAGAUCAGUCUCUCAGUCACAGUUGCUGUGCUGGGAUAUAUUGACACAGACAAUGCUUUGAAAAUCAUCGGUGAUAAAAUCACCAUGCAGGCAAAUCCCAAAGAGGAGUGUGCACGGGAAGUGGUGCGGGCUGGUGUGCUGCGACAUCGAGAGGUCAUAUAUCCUUACUGGAGCCUAAAGCCUCUGCUGCUGCUAAAGGAAUGGAUGCCAGGCCUGAUGGAAAGAAUGCUGGACAAAUUCCUCAUCCUGGAAAAUAUCCUCUGAGCCUCAGGGCAGUUCAGUUUCACAUUGAAGCACAAUAAAAGGAAAACCUUGCUCAAGCAGAGGGGGCAACUGAGA